GCCCCUCGCUCUACGUGGCUAGCCUUCCUCGUCUGCUCCACAUUCACGCCAGGAGGAUGAGGUGGAGGAGGAAUAAGAUGAGGAAGCGGAGCACUAUCAAGAAGAGGAGCAGCCGCACCAGCAAGAACGGCACACACCACGAAACUCCGCGCGGCGGCCACUUCGCCACCUCCAGCAGCACCUAGAGGGUCAGAGCGAUCCGCAGAGCCAGGAGGUCCAGCAGCACCUAGAGGGUCAGAGCGAUCCGCAGAGCCAGGAGUGUCGGUAUGCACGCCUCCAUGAGGAUGGCCAGCACGAGCAUCUUCAAGCAGAAGCCCAUCGUCCCCCAGGAGAACCGCACGAACCGCACCACGAGUUCCAGGAAGGCCAGCUGCAGUAUCGUGAAGAGCUUCUGCACCACAGCGGCCUCCAGGACGCCCCUCAGUAUCGUGAUGGCGACUAGCACGACCGGCACCAGCACGUCUCACUUCAUGAAGAAAUCUACCACGGGCCCAUGCCAGGCCGAGAAGACGAGUCCGAGGCCUUGCGAAGCGGUCCAGCCGACCAUGGAUCGCACCCAAGCUGUGCCGAGGGAUCCGCAGCUCGCCGCAGCCGGCGCCCGCCUCCAGGGCUUCGAUCGCCACGCUCCCUGCCUUCAUCGACACCCUGGGGACCGCCGGCAUGGCGACCGUCGCCACCCUCGCCCGCCCACGGUCGAGGCGCAGAUUUGAGCAGGGACCGACCGUCCUGGCAUUCCUACAGUGCUCUUAGAACCCACAAAUGAAGGGGUUGGAAGCCCUUUAUCGGCUCGCCCGAGGACUCCCGCCGAAGUCGGGAUUGUCUUCCCCAGGGGGAUUGUGGUGAGGCGGCCAGGCUGGCACCUGGGAAAAAUUCCCCUGUAGGGGGACAGGCCCGACUUCACGAUAGGAGUCGGUCGCCGCGCGCCCGCGCCCACGACCUGACUACCUACCAGACCACCCCAACCCAACCCGAAGACCCGAAUUUCGGGUUGGGGGG
Messenger RNA from Prorocentrum cordatum, 996 nucleotides. Lineage: Eukaryota; Dinophyceae; Prorocentrales; Prorocentraceae. The record is from the annotation of a GenBank genome assembly.